CUUACCCACCCCACCUUUUCCCUUCUGACCAUGCCUAGCUUUGUUGGUGCUAUUGACCAAGGAACCACUUCAUCAAGAUUUCUCGUCUUCAACGAUGAAGGUGCUAUUGUUGCAUCGCAUCAGAUGGAGUUCGAGCAACACUAUCCCAAUCCUGGUUGGGUAGAACAUGAUCCCUAUGAUUUAAUUGACUCUACUCGUACCUGUAUCGAACAUGCUAUCCGCAAGUUCGAGGAACUUGGACACAGCGUCUCUGACAUUAAGGGCAUUGGCAUUACCAACCAAAGAGAAACCGCUGUGGUCUGGGAUCGCAUUUCGGGCAAGCCAUUGUGUCCUGCCAUUGUAUGGUCUGAUGGCCGUACUGCUGAAACCGUCAAGAAGCUUGCUUCCAAGAGCGACAAAGGCACUGAGGCUAUCAAGGAUGUGUGUGGUCUGCCACUGACUACUUACUUCAGUGGUGUCAAGCUGAGAUGGAUGCUGGAUCACAAUGACCAUGUCAAGCAGGCUCAUGACGAAGGUCGCUUGAUGUUUGGUACUGUCGAUUCCUGGCUUAUUUAUAAUUUGACAGGCGGAAAAGAUGGCGGUUUGCACGUUACCGAUGUUACCAACGCUAGCCGUACCAUGCUCAUGGACAUUCACACUCUCAAAUGGAGUGACCAGAUAUUAGAAUUCUUUGGAUUCAAUGCAGAUAUUUUGCCUCGCAUUGUGUCUUCUUCAGAGAUCUAUGGCCAGGUCCAAGGCGGCUCACUGAACGGAAUUCCUAUUGCCGGUUGUCUUGGUGACCAGCAAGCUGCUCUUGUCGGACAGAAAUGUUUCAACGUCGGCGAUGCCAAGAACACAUACGGUACAGGUUGCUUCAUGUUGUUCAAUACUGGCGACGAAGCCGUCAUUUCCAAGAACGGCCUUCUGACUACUGUGGGUUAUCAAUUCGGGGACAAUAAGCCCGCCUAUGCCCUCGAAGGUUCCAUUGCCGUUGCUGGUUCCUCCAUUCAAUUCUUGCGUGACAAUCUAAAGAUGAUCAGCUCUGCCCCUGAAGUCAACGUCUUGGCUUCUGCCGUCAAAGACACCGCCGGGGUCUACUUUGUUACUGCAUUCUCUGGUCUAUUUGCUCCGUACUGGAGAGAUGAUGCCCGUGGUACCAUUUGUGGCAUCACCCAGUUCACUACCCGUGAGCACAUCGCACGCGCUACCUUGGAGGCCUCCUGUUAUCAGACCCGCGCUAUCCUCGAUGCCAUGAAUGCUGACUCUGGAAAGCCCCUCAAGAGUCUCAAGGUCGACGGUGGUUUGACUAACUCUGAUCUCUGCAUGCAAAUUCAAGCUGAUAUUUUGGGCAUCGAGGUCGACCGACCUCGCAUGAGAGAGACCACUGCCUUAGGCUCAGCCAUUGCUGCUGGUUUUGCGGUUGGCAUAUGGCAGAGCUUUGAUCAACUCCAGAGCAUCAAUGCUGAAGGUCACACUAUCUUCAAGUCUGAGAUCUCAGAGGAGGAUCGCAACAAGAAGAUCAAGGGCUGGGAACAUGCCGUUGAGCGAUCCUUUGGUUGGGCGAACUAAACACUGCACAUGUUUUACUCUAUGUAAUCCCCUAUCUGCUUUUCAACAUGAUGUGUAAAUGAAAUUUCUUUUUUAAAUAAACUAUAUUGGUAUACCCU
Molecule: messenger RNA, 1646 nt
Organism: Umbelopsis ramanniana AG
Lineage: Eukaryota; Fungi; Mucoromycota; Umbelopsidomycetes; Umbelopsidales; Umbelopsidaceae
Exons: 6
Coding region: 31-1548 (505 amino acids)
Biological process (GO): triglyceride metabolic process; glycerol-3-phosphate biosynthetic process; glycerol metabolic process
Cellular component (GO): mitochondrion
Molecular function (GO): glycerol kinase activity
Source: RefSeq, a predicted model, not a curated record